GUAAACCGUGCAGCCCUGAACUUCGACGCUGUGUCGUCGUCUUUGAACCAAUCCGUUGAACGUAAAGCUUCACUUGUAUUCGUUUUUUCUCCACAGAUCCUUCGUUUUCUCCUUCCUCUUCCUUCUUCUUCUUCAUCAAUCACCCAGGAGAACAUCCGAUCUUCCCCUUCCUGUUGGAUUCUCACAAUUUCUAGGGUUUGCGAGGAGCCCCUCAAAGGAGAUUUCCUAAUUUUUCCUUUGGUUUCAAAAGGGGUAGCUGGAUCCUUUAGCUGCUUAGUAAUGACCUCUAGCACGACAGGAGAUCGAAGCAGAUGGGGUACUACAAGAAGAAGUGGCAUGACUAUAUUGGGAAAGGUUGCUGUUCCAAAACCGAUUAACUUGCCAAGCCAAAGGUUAGAGAAGCAAGGCCUUGACCCAAAUGUGGAAAUUGUUCCAAAGGGAACCCUUAGUUGGGGUAGUAAAUCAUCCCUGAAUGCGUGGGGGACAUCAUCGUUGUCACCACGAACUGAAAGUGGCCCUGGUUCACCAAGCCACCUUAGUAAUCGCCCUUCUUCUGGUGGAAGCGUCACUCGACCUUCAACUGCUGAUAGUGACAAAGCGCAUGAUUCUUCUUCUAUUGCAUGGGAAUCGAACUCCCGGCCUUCAUCAGCAUCCGGGGUGUUUCCAUCUAACCAGGCAUCAGUUGCACUACAGCGCCCACAUAGUGCAGACACAAGACCUGGAAGUUCCCAGUUAUCCCGAUUUGCUGAAGCCGUCUCAGAUACUUCUGCAACAUGGAGUCAACAUGGUGUUGCUCCGACAAAAAAUGAUGGGUUUUCUUUGACUUCUGGAGAUUUUCCUUCCCUUGGUGCUGAAAAAGAAAGUUCUGAAAAGAGCACAAGGCCGCAAGAUGCUGGACCUCACGCUCGUCCUGCAUCUUCGUCUGGAAGACCUGUGGAAGUGCAAGGUGUAGAUUGCCCAGAAGGUUCUAAUUUUCAAACCUCUUUUUCUUGUGUGGAACCUAAUGUAAGGAUUGGAGAUGCCAAUACCUGGAGAAGAGAUAAUCAACGAUACAGUGAAGAUGCACCUAGACAUUAUAGAGAAGACGGGCAAUUGGACUCCCGCGGUUCACAAUCCCAUCCCACUGCUAAUUUUCCUCAUCAAUAUGAUGCUUGGCGUGGUCCUCCAGUAAAUAAUCAUCAAGGUGGUGGCUGGUACAGAGAGAACCACCCAUAUGGUGCCCCAAUGGUUCCUGGGGGGUUUCACGUGGAGCCUUAUCCAAAUUAUCCUACUCAAGUUCCACCUGGUCCCGGACAUUUGGCUGGUCCUAGGGGUAAUCACCAUACUAAUGGAAAGUUGUUCAGACCUCCAAUGCUGGACUCCUAUGUCCACCCAAGGAUGCAGACUAGGCCUGAGUUUUAUCUUGGUCCAGUGCCACAUGAAGGCUAUUAUGGUCCUCCCAUGGGUUACGGCACUCCCAGUAACAGAGACCUGCCUUUUGCAGGUAGGCCUGUUGCUCCUCAUGCUUAUAACAAGCACUCUGGUCAAGGUGGAUAUGAUACUUCUGGAAACUCAGUGGCUUUGGAACAUAAUAAGCCCUCACAUUAUCAGGAAACGCAAAGGCCAUACAAGGUUCUCUUAAAUCCCCAAAGUGGAAGGUUCGGGGAAGAUGAAGCAACCCGGAAAGAAUUUCUAGGGAACAGGCUCCCGAAUCCAGAGGAGGUAGCUCAACAGAUGCAAACUUCCAAAAACAACAGGAGAGAAAACAGCAAUGAGGCAAGUGGUGAGGUACAACCUAUUAAGGCAGAAAAUGCUACCCCUGAAGAUCCUAGUUUGAUUCAGAAGAUAGAGGGCUUAAAUGCAAAAACUAGAACUAUUGUUGGUUGGCAAAAUGCGUCAUCUGUCAUCAAUAGAGAUCAGCAGGAAAGCAAUACACGUGCGGUCAAUUCUGGAAACUCUGUAAGUAAAGUUUCAACCAGAUUUCCUCGAACUGGCCAUGCAAGUGAUGGUAACGCUGAGCUGGCAGCUAUUAGUGGAACUGCCUUGUCAUCCAGGAGAUCUACUCAACAGGCUCAAGGCAGAGCAGAUGAUCAGACCAAACAAAGAGUGAACAGUGAAGGCAAUGAUGGUUGGCAGAAGACAGUGGUUAUGUCAGGCUCCUCCCCUGCAACUUCAGCUGCAAACUCAGAACGCUUUGCUGAGGUAAAUGUAGGGGACUCUUUGGAGACCGAUUACAUCAGAAAGCCUGGGUCUGGAAUAUCUGUCGACCCAAACGACAACGAGCGUGCUAUGAUGAGAGAAUUAGCCAGGCAGCGUGCUCAACAGAGGCAGAAAGAGGAGGAAGAAAGAGCAAGAGAUCAGCGGGCUAAGGCUCUUGCAAAACUAGAAGAGUUGAAUAGACGUUCCCAAGUAGCUGGGGAGGGUUUAGUCAAGAACUUGGAAGCUGCAUCCAAUGCUUCUGUCUCUGAGAUGUCAGAAGAUCCUCGGUCUCUUUCGCCUGCACUUCAGGCAUCAAAACCUGAUGAUGUACAUGUCCCUUCAUCUAAUGCGUCUGUCCCUCCGAUGCCAGAAGAUCCUCGGUCUCGUUCACCUGCACUUCCGGCAUCAAAACCUAAUGAUGUACUUGUCCGUUCAUCUCUUGAGAAGAAGACCACCGUUGCAGCUGCAAAGUCCUUAGAAUGUACUGGAGAAUCAAGAAAAACCUCAAUGCAAGACCUGACAACUUCAACAGAAUUUGCAAAUAAUGUGGACCCUACUCAACAGGAUAAUCUUCCACGUGAUCGUGAUGGUGCUGCCGCAAAACCGAAGCGCUUGGGUUAUAAGCAGAAGCAAAAUAUCGUAUUUGAGAAAAAAAUGGCUGGGAACUCUUUCUCUGCUGCUGCUACAGAGGUGUGCGAUGUUGUUCCAUCUCCUGAGGUAUCCAGGGAAGGUGUUCUAAGUUAUGACUCAGACAUGCCAGCAAUGUCAAGCGUUUCAACUGAUACAACUUUCACGAAAAGAAAAAAUAACAGGAAUGGUAAGAAAAAGCACAAGAUUGAGGAGACAACAACAGUAAACCCGACCAGAGUUGCCGUUGGAAAAGAAACAAAAUCGGGAGAUGAGCCAGUUGAGACUGGUAGCGCAAGGGCAGCAGAAACGGAGCUGGGGUCUGUUUCAGUUCCAAGGUUGGAUAUCAAAGUGUCUGGUAAUUCGUCUGAACAAAUCAGUUCCUUCACUAAUGAAGAGUCCCAAAGCAGAGCGAAAAGCAACUGGAAAUCUCAGCAUUUGCGUAGAACUCAAAGAAACUCACUGGUAAAUAAGCCUGCAGAGAAAAUUCCUGGCAGCAAUGCUGUUAUUUGGGCUCCGAUACAUCCACAGCAGAAAGUUGAUAUCUCCACAGGUGUAGGGAGUCAGAAUACUGAUCCUGAGUUUGGCACCUCUUCGAAGAGUCUGCAUCAAGGGCAGACAAGCUCUAAAAGCAAAAGAGUGGAGAUUGAAAGAUAUGUAGCAAAGCCCAUAGUAAAGGAAAUGGCUGAGCAAACCGUCAGUAAAAAGCUAAUACCCGGUGCUCGAGAAAUGACAGAGAAUGUUUUGAAGAAAGAAAAUUGUGGAGGUGAAGGUACAGGAACUCUUCAACCUUCUGGUUCAACUGCGGGGAAAUCUGGGUCUCCUUCAAAGUCAAGACAUGGGAAUGGUAGGCAGGGCAAGCAUGGUAGAGAACAUGGCUCAUGGCAUCAGCGAGGUUCUGCAGCAUCUACCAAAGCUUUGGAGGAAGGACAAUUUCCAACCUCAAAUCAGCGUACUCGACGAACAGUGAACUAUCACACAAGUAAUCAAACCGAACAAAUUGCUGUAGGCUCUGCCAAGGAUCAAACCACAAGUAAUGAUGAUGGGUGGAACGAUGGCUGGCAUAUGACUCCUGAAACGCAUUACUCUGCUGCUGAAGAAAUGGAAGCAAGUGUUCCUCAAGCUGUUGUUGUUGGAAAAGAACAGGGAAUGAGCAUCCACGGUAAGCAGCAUGCUUUUAAAAACAAUAAGGGUGGAGGAAGUAACUAUGGUGAUCCUAAAAAAGCGAAUAAGAGGGAUUUCAGUAAAGCUCAUAUGCAGCCCAGUGGCCAUGGGUUAGGUCAACCAGAUCUGCCUGUUGCUUCAAAAGAAAGCCGUGGCUCUGGGGACCAUGUGUCGCACUCAGCAGGUCCCCCUAAUAUUAAUAAGACAGGCAAGUAUGGUGGUCGUGAAAAGACGAGGGACAAAACUUAUGUAUCUCAGAAAAGGGAUUUUGUUGGAUACGAAACUCAAGGGUUUACUUCAGAACAGAAAACGACAUCAGCUGAUAUACCUGCCCAGUCUCAAAACCGAUCGACCACUAAGGAGGUCCAGGUGGAGCAAAAUCCGAGUAGUAUGUUCCAAAAGAACACAGGCCAAAGUCGACGGUUUGGAAGAGGACAGGAGUCACAAGGAGGUUGGGGUUCAUCGGUGCAAGAGAAUAUGCACCAUCACCACCAUCAGAGGCCACAUUCCAACAGAGAUAGACAGAAGCAAAAUAUGCAUUACGAAUACAAGCCUGUUGGGUCACAUACUCAUGACAAAGAACACAAUCGAGAACAAAUGAAAGACUGUUCUCAGACUGAAGGUUUAAGAUACAGGGAGAAGGGACAGGGCCACCAAAGGCAUGGUGGACAAAAGUUGUAUCAACAGCAAAGGGGUACUGCUGGGAGAAACACGGGUCCUGGAUUAACCGAUGAUUGAAACUAAGGUUGGCCUCUUUGUUCUGUUGUUCAGUCCUAGCUCUAACUCAUGGCGGGAGGGUCCAACUAUUAUGUUUUGGCUAGAGAGAGGGGGGCGAUGGAAGCUGCGACGCUGAAGCUUAUUGCAUUUGCUGAUAUGGCCAUUUGAGGCGACUAUUUCGUAGGCAUAUAGCUUGGGUGAUGUUUGCAAAUGAGUAGAUAACAAAGUCUUCGCUUUGCUUGAGGGUUUUAUGUAUGUCAGUACCUUAUUUGAAUAUGCAUCUCAAUUUUAGCUUUUUGUGAGGGCAUGUCUAUGUUAUGGAUUGAGAAACAUUGGUCUAGGAGCCUAAUUUUAAUAAGAUACUCUUAAAAAAUUAUUU
This is a messenger RNA of Eutrema salsugineum, 5065 nucleotides long. RefSeq names its product protein MODIFIER OF SNC1 1. The record is from RefSeq and is a predicted model, not a curated record. Lineage: Eukaryota; Viridiplantae; Streptophyta; Magnoliopsida; Brassicales; Brassicaceae. Bases 280 to 4707 code for a protein of 1475 amino acids. The transcript is spliced from 10 exons. Gene Ontology annotation, biological process: epigenetic regulation of gene expression.